Messenger RNA from Neolamprologus brichardi, 8282 nucleotides. It is a transcript of the gene xkr6a, whose product is annotated as XK related 6a. The record is from RefSeq and is a predicted model, not a curated record. Gene Ontology annotation, biological process: engulfment of apoptotic cell; phosphatidylserine exposure on apoptotic cell surface; apoptotic process involved in development. NCBI's taxonomy places the organism in Eukaryota, Metazoa, Chordata, Actinopteri, Cichliformes, Cichlidae. Gene Ontology annotation, cellular component: plasma membrane.
CGCUCGAGUGUGUGUGCGGAUGUGGAUCGGGGGGUUUGUAAGUUGUUAUCCGGUAGAGGGCGGAGUGAAAGUGUAAGAGAACGUGAGGAGAGGGGAAGCAGGAGCUGCAGAGGGCUGGAGCUGCGGAAAGGAACGGAGCGGACAUGGGUGGCAGCGGACGCCGGGCACCUGCAACCUGAGUGCGGGGGGCAGGAGGAGCAGGAGGGCCUCCAGUUGACUGAACAGGAAGGUUUACAUUAGCAGAGCCGCGGUUAAAGAGAAUAGCCUGCUGUCCGUUUAGCGCCUACACACACACACACACACACACAGUCACUCACUCACACAUCUUAAGAACAGCGGGAGAUGCAUUACGUCAUAGCCUCUCAUUGCCCUAGAUGACCGCGCGCGCAGGACGGGGAGGAUGCGGGGCUGCCGGACUAGAACGGUAACAGAUUCCGCUGCUGCUGCUGACCGCGAGCCCCCGGCGGGUGUGUGUCGGCCGGUAGAGAAAGAAGAGGAGCCGCCGUCGCGCGGCCGCCGGCUCUGAUGGCUCCUCGCGCCCAGGGCGGGAAAGAGUCACAGCAGUCGCCGCGGAGCGAGAGGGUAGGGGACAGCAGGUAUCUGGGAAGUGACGUGGUGUCCGCGCCCCACAAGAAAGCAAAACGGUGCGUUUGUCGUGCGUCUCGCAGGAGGGCAGGAGCGGGAAGGCGAACAUGGCCGCACAGUCCGACGGCGGCAAAGCCGGGGUCGGGUGCGGCGGCGGCGGGGGUUUCGCCCAGCUCUAUGAUGUUGACGCCGAGGAGCCUCUGGACUCCGCGGCGAUCCACAUCUGUCAGUGCUGCCGCUCUUCCGCUUGCUACUGGGGCUGCCGCUCAGCUUGCCUCGGCUCUCUGCUCGGCGGGAGUCCGCCUGCCGGAGGGGUCGGCAUCCGGGAGACUCACUGCCCGCCCCGGGAGCAGCUGUGGCUGGACUGCCUCUGGAUCAUCCUUGCCCUCCUUGUCUUCUUCUGGGACGUCGGCACGGACCUGUGCCUGGCGAUGGACUACUACCAGAGGCAGGACUAUCUCUGGUUCGGCCUCACUCUUUUCUUCGUACUGGUGCCCUCGGUACUGGUCCAGAUUCUGAGUUUCCGAUGGUUCGUGCAGGACUACACCGGCGGGGGCCUCGGGGAGGUCGAGGGGCUGACCAAGCGGGGCACGGUGGUUCUGGGGUGCCUGUAUCCUGGAAGGGACCGCCUGCAGCUGGCCACUAUCUGGCUGUGGCAGGCCACCAUACACAUCCUCCAGCUGGGACAAGUGUGGAGGUACAUCAGGACGCUGUACCUAGGCGUCAUGUCGCGUCGGCAGAAGGAGCACCAGCGGCGCUGGUACUGGGCCAUGAUGUUCGAGUACGCUGACGUCAACAUGUUGCGUUUGCUGGAAACGUUUCUGGAGUCGGCGCCUCAGUUGGUCCUGCAGCUCUGCAUCAUGAUCCAGGAGAACCGAGCCGAGACGCUACAGUGCAUCUCCUCCCUAGCCUCCCUCCUGUCUCUCGCCUGGGUUCUGGCCUCCUACCACAAACUGCUCAGAGACUCUCGUGACGACCAGCGCAGCAUGAGUUACCGCGGGGCGCUGCUGCACCUCUUCUGGCGCCUCUUCACCAUCUUCUCCCGUGUCCUCUCGCUCGCCCUCUUUGCCUCCCUCUUCCACAUCUACUUCGGCAUCUUCGUGGUGCUCCACUGGUGCGCCAUGGCUUUCUGGGUGGUGCACGGAGGCACUGAUUUCUGCAUGUCCAAGUGGGAGGAGGUGCUCUUCAACAUGGUGGUCGGCAUUGUCUACAUCUUCUGCUGGUUCAACGUGAAAGAGGGUCGGACGCGAUACAGGAUGGUGGCGUACUACACCGUGGUGCUGGCCGAGAACAGCAUCCUGACCGGCCUGUGGUAUGCCUACAGAGAUCCAGUGCUGACCGACUCCUAUGCCGUCCUGGCACUGUGCAGCGUCUACCUGACAUUCGCAGGGGGCGUCCUGGUCAUGCUGCUGUACUACGGUUUCCUCCAUCCUGCCACUGCCCACCUCCAGCCAAGUCCCGCCUCAUCCUGCUGUGCCCAGCUGCUCUGGGGUCUCCCUCUCCCCCCGUCAGCCCCACCCACAGCCCCUCCCACACCAGCCCACAUGGCCAAGUCACAGACGGAAGAGGACGUGGCCGAGACGUGUCUUCCCGUCUUCCAGGUGAGGUCUGCGCCCCCCACUUCCAAGCCCGAGGGCCCGCUUAUAAAGAUCGACAUGCCCAGGAAGCGUUACCCAGCAUGGGAUGCCCACUAUGUAGACAGGCGCCUGCGGAGGACUAUAAACAUCCUGCAGUACAUAACGCCAGCCGCUGUGGGCAUCCGCUAUCGUGAUGGACCCCUCCUGUAUGAACUGUUGCAGUAUGAGUCCUCACUCUGACGAACACACAAAUCAGCACACACACACACAUAUACAGACAAGUACACAAAAGCACAUGUGCACCAUAAAAAAACAUGUAUGUAUAUGUGGAUGUUCAGAUUUAGAGAAGAUUUAGAAACACAUUCAUGCACAGAAAGUCACACUUGAUAUAAGCACAUACACACACAGAAGCAAUCUGUCACACUUAUAUGUGUGCGCACACACGCGAUCACACUUACAUUCCUUGCGGGCACCUGCGACCUGUGAGUCCCAUGGCCAUGACUCAACAAGCUGCUUCGGCGCGAGUCCGUCUCCUCCUCUCUUAAACCUUUUGUCACUCUAUUUAACUUUAAUCGUCCCUCACUUGGUCUCAUUUCUUUAAUUUCACAUGUGCGCGCUCCGCUGCAAAGAAAAAAAAAAAGAAAAAAUAUGAAAAAUAAGCGUAGUUUUACGAUGGAGUCCUUGACCACCGCAAGCCAUUUAUGUUGCACGCGUUCACAGGUUAAAGAAGAAUAAAAGGAUGUGACACAAUGACGGUCACUUUUAAUAAAAUGAGUUGUAACAUGUCGUUAUUAGUCUGGUCAAAAGAUAGUGUAUAUAUUUUCCAUGUACAGAGAGGAUGUUUUUUAAUCUGUUGCUAUGUUGUUGUUGGACACAUCAGUUUCUCGACAUCACUGACAAGGUUAACAGGGAGAGUGGCCGAGCAUGAUGGAAAAGAUGGAGACAAAGUGGCAGUAAUGGCAUCCAAUGCACACUCAAACAACAAUUUUUACAUUUGCAGCCUCAAUUUUAAAGAAUCUAAAAUUUUAGCUACAGUUUCUCAAAAGGACAGUUUUAGUUUAGUAGAUUUACUUGUUGUCUUGUCAAAGGCAACAAGUAAAACAUUAGCACUAGAGAGUUGAUUAGCUUAGCUUAGCUUAAAAAACUGAAAACAGGUAAAAACAGCUAGCCUGGAUUUCUUCUUCUAAAGUAUCUAGUAGCUAGCAUCUUGUCUUAUUUAAAUUAUACAAAAAGAUAAAUGUAAAAAAUAGUUUUUUGUGGGUUCAGAAAGUAGCCAAACCAUCUACCAUUAAGAAUAAUUGCACAUUUACUUGCUCCUAAGACAGUAAAAGAGUAACUCUUCAAAUUUUGGAGUUCAUGUGCUUGUGAUUCAAAAUAUGGAAACAAAUUCAUACUAUAAAAAUAAUAAUUCUUAUUGAUCAGGGCUUUUAAAAGAAAUGUGUUAGUUGAUACCUGACCUAUCAGGGUAAUCAGGGGAGUAAGUUUUCCCGCUAAUCUGGUUUACUUUGUGUAGCGCAAUGGUAGAUGCUAUGUUAUAAAUCCAUACUUAUCUAAAUAAAUAAAAGCAUGUAUAUGAAUUUGUAGCAAAUGUUAUUUCUAUCAACAAAAUAGUUACUUUUUUAUGCUCGUUUCUGCCUACACGAUGUCAACAACUCAGCAAAUCCUGCCACAAAAUCUGACUCGAGAUCUUGAAAGCUAAAGGUUUCUACCUGUUUUUGGUUGUUAUGCUAACCUAGGCAGUCUGCUGGCAGGAACUCAUAUUUAAUGGAGAGUUAAAGAACUAGUACAACUUUCCUCAUGUAACUCAAAGGCCAAUUGAGCAUAGAACAAAGCAAGCCCAACUAUAUCCUUAAGAUAGACUUGAAAAAAGUAUGUUGAGGGCAGUUAGCAACAUGUUAGCUGUAACGUGGAAAAAUGAAAAACAGUCGCUUCUUAAAGCAUAUUACAAAAGCACUAAAAUAAUUUCUUGCUGAACAUUUGGAAAAGUAACAAUGUAAAAAAAAAAUGGUGAUUUCAGUGUCUUUAACCGUUUUAAACCAAACUACAACAAUUACACAGGACUAGCUAGCUUUCGUUAGAUGCGGUUUCAGAUUUCAUGAAUAUAUAAGCCAUGCAUUAAAGCUCCCAACUAUUUGAAAAUUCUGAAACAAACUGAAGACGCUUAAAGAAUUGACUUCCAUGUUAAUGGAACAAGAUUCAUAAGAAAUGUUUCUGCCUUAAAUCUGUGCCGUAGGUACAUCAUGACUGCAAACUCAUUUGAAGCCCUACGCUAUAUUCAUGCAUGCACCUCCCUCAGUAUGUAACUGCAUGUGGCGUCAGUGCAGCUCCCAACAACUGUUAAAAAAGCCUGGCAAUGUCUGCUUGCCUAGGCUAUGUCAUAGACUCUACAUACAUAUACUACAAAAUAGCAUAAGUAAAGUCCUAGACGAUGUUGGUCAUAACCAUAUUGCUCAUCUGGGAGGGAAAUAAAGUGUGAAAUUUGAAUGCCAUCUUAGGGGAAGUUCUCCAUCAUUUCCUUUUAUGCUCCAAGCAGUUGUGGGAGGUCUUUUUAUAUCAUAAAAAUAAGGGUAGAUUCAAGAGUAAUUGUUUUUGAUCGAGGUCUAAUACAUUUUUUUGUGUGUGAUAGCUUAAUCAUGUUGGUCCCACACUAACAGGGUGCUGCCACUGAAGCUGACAUAAAACAGUUUUGGACUUCAGUCAUCACAACCCUCCCAGUGACUUGUCUUCUCCUGUUUCGUGUCCAAUAUCAACUCCUCCAAAGCCACCCACGGCUGAGCUGUGGUGUAUGGCUCAUUAUUUAUUUCUUUUGGUUUGUUUACCCCUGUAAUCCAAGCUGUUACAUUGGCAGGCGAAAACACAUGAGCUGAGAUAUUAGUCAUCAGCAUGUCAACGGGAACGGUGCAACUCCUGAAACCUCACAUCGUUGGGGGGGGGUGUUUCCUCCGAUCCCGUUCCAUGAGCCCAGUUUCUCCUGCUUUCUACAACCGCCUUUGCUAUGAGGGCUGGGUAUAGAGAGAGUUAAAAUUGAGGUACGUCAACAAAUUUUGUAAUUUUGGUAAAAGUCAAAGUCUUUCUGAGGGCGACUUGCAAAUAUACGUAAUUUAUUAAUUAAUUCACCUCAAAUUAUAAUUCUGUGAUUGAUUUCAACCAGUGACCCAGAAGUAUGAGAAUAUUUUGAAUUAUUGGUAAAACCUGCAAUUUUAAGGUAUUACAUUAAAAUUUGGUUGUAGAAAAGCUUGACGGAUAUGACCAGAGCUCCCUUUCCAUGGCCACUGACUCUGAAGAUACCAAGGCAUUCCCAAAACAGCCAAGAGACAAUAUCUUUAGUUUGUCCUGGGUCUACCCAAGGUCUCUCCUCAGUAGUCUCACCUAAGAAACUUCCAGGAUGCAUAUUAGUCAGAUGCCCGAAACACAUCACUUGGUGUCUUUAUAUGCUGAGAAGAAACAUCUCUACUCUGAGUCCUUACCUUAUCUCUAAGGAUGAGUUCAGACAGUCUUUUGAGUCUUCUUUCUGGUACUUGUAUCCACCGUUUUAUUCCUUCAGUCACUACUCACAGUUUGUGGCCAAAUAGUUACGGAUCACUACAAACCAAUCUCUGGUCAGCCUCCCAAUCCAUUUUUCCCCAUUCAUGAGCAAGACCCCAAGACACUUUAACUCCUCUAUUUGAGAAAACAGCCUGUCCCCAUAGCGAAGUGGGCAAUCCACCUUCUUCUGGCUCAGAAACAUCACUUCAGACUUACAGGUGCUAACUAUCAACCCCGCUGCUUAUUAGCUGUGAACCACUUAGUGUCUAGAAAGCAAAAAAGUCAGCAUCGUACACAAACAACCAAGACGCAAUUUCAAGACCCAAUAUCCUCUGUCCUUGGCUGUUCCUACAAAUUCUGUGUAUGAAAGUUCAGAGAAAAAUGACAAAGUUGGAGCAACAAAAAACCAAAACUUAGCGAUAAUGAUAGUCCUGAUCCUUACCUUGGGAAACAUUGCCAGCUUUAACCCUAAGGCUUGUUUAAGGGUUAGGGUCACAUCUACCAUUUAGAGCUUUCACCUGUUUGGUGAAAUGCAACCCUAACAGCAACCCUACCACCAAAGUGGUUCACCGAUGAACUGGCGGAUGUUAAGAACACCAUUAAUGACUGAUAAAGUUAAUCAGUAGAUAAAACUGUAAUAAUUACCCCAGUGUGGAAUUUUUUUUAUUUAAAUAAGGAGACUAAAAGCAGAAAUACAGCGUCCCUUUAAGUGUGAACGAUAGGUGGGCUCACAUUAUUUUUCUGUGGUGCUAGCCGACUAACAAAACAGACAAAUCAGUCCAUUUGCUGCGAUCCGGCGAGUAGAAACAUUAGUUGCGAACGCGUAACAGAAGCAGCAGCAUCAGUGUUCAUAUGGUGCAACACUCUCGAGCUUCAGAGUCAACUGGCUGCUAAUCCCACUUCAUAUGGUGCAAAUACAAAACACACAUGUACUUAUGGUGCAAUAAGGGCAGAUUGUCUCUUUGAAUUCUAUGGUGCAACUUGAGUACUGCCUUCAGUUAUCAGCCAAGGCUGUGCCAAAGGCUCCGUCCAAACGGACAACUGCUCUUCCUGUCCUGCAGAAGCUAUGCAAGUCUCCAACAUGGGGGAGAUGUGCUUAGUGUACACACACACACACACAAACACACACAGUUUUCCUCUGAAGCAGGGAGAGACACACAAUGAAAAGCAGUGUAAUAACAUGGGAUGUAUCCCUACCUCACCACUUGAACACACACAAACACACUCACACACCAAUGUCCAGUAUUCCCUUACCCCUUUAUAAUUUGGGAACAAUAUUCAUAUGGUGCUAUUGAGUAAAGCUAGAUGGGUUUUGUAUAGUUGUGGUUACGGUGAAGAAUUAGCCAAAUAUGUGUAUCAAACAUUCAGAUCGAUGAAACAGUCUAAUUCCUUCAUGUUGACAGCGUAUGUAAAAACAGCAACACUUUCCGUCUCUGUGAAACACAUCAAAGCAACAAUGCCUUAUCUGCUCGACUGAAGUGGAGGUGGUUUCUUUUUUUCUUUCUUUUUUUCUGUGUGUGUGUGGUUUUUUUUAAGAUAUGAGUCAUAGGAGGGUGGUGCUACUUUUCUGGUACACUCUGAUCUGGACAUGCACUGUACAUGAAGAAUAGCGUCAACACGCAGAAAUCAAAGGAAAACAGCGUCAUGUGCCAUUUAGAGAGCGCAGUCAGGCAUCUCCUGCUCGUUUCACAGAACAACAAAUAAUCUUGCAUGAGCGAUCUGGAUUUGAGAGUAAAUAUAAAUGGCCAAGAGUCACAGCUUAUAUGUUUCUGAACAAAGAGCAGCUGCCCCGCUUGUUUUUUUUCCCACAGCAUUGACCGCUGAUUUAUUUAUUUAUUUAUUUUUUGAUCCAAUCCACAGCUCUUUGCACCCAGAGCUCCAGCCAAUGAGAAAUCAGGUUUAUUAUAGCCAAAUCAGGUUAGAAGCAACCAAAUAAUACAAUUCUCUCUCUUUAUAUGGAACUACUCAUAAGGAGCGUUCAGACUCAGCAAUAGCCUCAUGAUCAAAGUCCAGGUAUCAUACAUCAGUCUCGGUUGUGUCACCCAGCAGUCAAAAAUCAUCCACACUGGGCCUAUGACUGAGCCUGCACGCUCUGAGUGAUAAGUUUCUUCCUUCAUCGAGAAAACCAGAGCCUUAUUCAUGCCCACACUGUAAGAGAAUUUAAACCCAGUCGGUGUUAUGUCACUGUUGUAUGGCUUCACAUCCACAGCUAUGCAAGGUUACGAGCAAGAAGGUUCUGGCCUUAGAUAACCUUUACAGAAAUACCACAUCACUGUUCUCACGCGUUGCUUGUUUUUAUAUAUAUGUUUUAGGCUUUUUUUUCUCUUAGGAGGAAGGAAUAAACCAUACAGUGUUGAUGUGCAGAAUUGCAAAUAUGCGAUGUACCAUUUGUUUACAGAUUUUAAGCUUUUUGCAUUUUUCUUAAAUAAUUUGGUGAUUAUUUUUAUGGACUUUACAUUGUUCUCUAUCAGGAUUGACUUCUGAUGGUUUAAAAUUGGUCGGGAGGGGAAAACUGUACCUUGGGAAUAACUGGGAUGAAUGCUACCUCCCGACUGAGGAAUGUGUAUCUUGCUGUGAAAAUGAAAUGAAAACCAA